Cannabis sativa is the source of this 5549-nucleotide messenger RNA. RefSeq names its product zinc finger CCCH domain-containing protein 19. Lineage: Eukaryota; Viridiplantae; Streptophyta; Magnoliopsida; Rosales; Cannabaceae. Bases 201 to 5249 code for a protein of 1682 amino acids. The transcript has 10 exons. Gene Ontology annotation, molecular function: DNA binding; metal ion binding; protein binding. The record is from RefSeq and is a predicted model, not a curated record.
GGUCCUAAACGAAACCCCUCUUGCCUAUCGAACUCGCAACAACACCAAAACUCUUCUCUUCUUCUCUUUGGUUCUGUGUUUUCAGUUCAGACUAACAAUAACAUAAAAAAUUAGAAUAAUAAAAAAGAAAGCUUUAUAAAUUGAAGCCAUAGCUGAACUUCGAAACCCUAGCUUCUCAAUUUUCAAUUCCUUUAAUUGGUAUGGAAGGCGAUGAAGAAGAGGCUUCACAUGUCAAUAAACCUCCUCUUUCUCAGCUCCAAGAAGGAACAGCGGCCAUGCCCGAGUCUGACCUCGAACCCUCAGCUACGCGGCUCCAAUGCGAUUCCGAAUCCAAUAUUGAGUCGGCCCAACAGAAAAUGGAUGAGGAAGAAGUGAAGAGCGACGUGGUUGAAAUGCAAGAAGGGGAGGGGGAGAAAGCUUUGGCUUUUGAAGUAAAGGUGGAAGAGGAAUCUACAGUUGUGGUUGAGGUGGCUCCGGUAGUUGAUGAUAUUGGUGUGGCGGAGGAGGUUAAAAUUGAGUGUGCGGGUGAGAAAGAGAAAGAGAAAGAGCCGGAGGUAGCCGAGGAGAAGGGGAAAGAAGAUGAGAUGGAAGUUGUAAAAAAGGAUGCUUUAGGGGAUUUAGUGGAGGAGUCGGGUAUGGAGAAUGAUGCUGUGAAAAUUGAAGUUGAGGAGCACGAGGGUGUGGGGGAUAUAGAGGAAGAAACUAAUUUGGCUGCGCAGGUAGAGGAGAAGGAGACGGUGAAAGUGGCUGACGUUGAAGAUGGAACUGUUAAGCAAGAAGAGGUGGAAGUAGAGGAAGAGGAGGAGAUUGAGGGAGAGGAGGAAAGGGAGGAAAUUGAGGGAGGAGGAGGAGGUGAGGAGGAUGAGAAAGAGGAUAUUGAAGCAGAGGGAGAUGAGGCUGAGAAAGAGAAAGAGGAGAUUAUAGCAGAGGGAGAGGAGGAUGAGGAAGAAGAGAUUGAUGCAGAGAAAGAAGAGGAUGAGAAAGAGGAGAUUGGUGCAGAGGAAGAUGAGGAAGAAGCGAUUGAUGCAGAGAAAGAAGAGGAUGAGAAAGAGGAGAUUGAUGCAGAGGAAGAGGAAGAUGAGAAAGAGGAGAUUGAUGCAGAGAAAGAAGAGGAUGAGAAAGAGGAGAUUGAUGCAGAGGAGGAGGAAGAUGAGAAAGAGAAGUUUGAUGCAGAGGAAGAGGAAGAUGAGAAAGAGGACACUGAAGAAGCAGGAGAGGAGGAUGAGAAAGAGGAUAUUGAGGCAGAAGGGGAGGAGGAUGAGAAAGAUGUUGAUACAGAGGGAGAGGAUGAGGGUGUGGCUAUGGAGACAGAAGUAGCAGAGGAAGCUGAUGUUGCUGAUGCUAUGGAGGAGACAACAGAGGCAGAGGGAACUGAGAAUGUGGAUGAAGCUACAGCCAUGGAGGUGGUUGUGGAGGAAGUUGGUCGUGGGAGCAGUAAUGGGAAAAGGAAACGGGGGAAAAAUAAUAAAGCUCCUGCCAAAGUCAACUCAAGGAAAAAGUUGGAAGAGGAUGUUUGUUUCAUUUGCUUUGAUGGGGGUGAGCUUGUCCUGUGUGACCGGAGGGGAUGCCCCAAAGCUUAUCACCCUUCAUGUGUCAACCGUGAUGAAGCAUUUUUUCGAACCAAGGGUCGUUGGAAUUGUGGUUGGCACCUUUGUAGCAUCUGUGAGAAAAAUGCACACUUCUGGUGUUACACAUGUACCUUCUCUUUGUGCAAGGGGUGUAUUAAAAGUAAUACUAUAUUAUGUCUUCGAGAAAACAAAGGACUUUGUGAGCCAUGUAUGAAAACUGUCAUGCUGAUUGAAAAGAAUGAAGGAAAGAAGAAUGCGGAUAAUAUAGAUUUUGAUGACAAAAGUAGCUGGGAAUACCUCUUUAAAGAUUAUUGGAUAGACUUAAAGGAGAAGCUAUCUUUAACAUUAGAGGAACUUGCUGAGGCGAAAAAUCCAUUUAUAGGAUCUGAUUCUCAUAAGCAGGAGUCAGCUGAUGAACCUUAUAAUGCAAAUGAUGAUGUUGGCUCAGACAGUGAUGGUUCCUCUGAUAAAGUAGAACCUAGCAACACCAAAAAAAGAAAGACCAAAAAACGCGUGAAGUCCCGUACCAAAGACAAGGAUUCACGGAAGGCAACUAGAGCAACUGCUUCGGGAGGGCAAUCUGCUGGUGACAACAAUGCAUGGGCAUCAAAAGAACUCUUGGAGUUUGUUAUGCACAUGAGAAAUGGUGAUAUAUCUCCUUUGUCUCAGUUUGAUGUGCAAGCCCUUUUGCUAGAAUACAUAAAAAGGAACAAACUUCGCGAUCCUCGCAGGAAAAGUCAAAUCAUUUGUGACUCAAGGCUUCAGAAUCUGUUUGGAAAGCCACGCGUUGGCCAUUUUGAAAUGUUAAAGCUUCUCGAAUCUCAUUUUCUUGCAAAGGAAGAUUCCCAUACGGACGAUCUUCAAGGGAGUGUCGUCGAUACAGAAGCAAGUCAGUUGGAAGCUGACGGGAAUGAUGAUGGUGUGGGAAAAAGUGGUAAAGACAAGAAACGUAAAUCGCGUAGAAAGGGUGAUGGGAAAGGGCCUCAAUCUAAUCUUGAUGAUUAUGCUGCUAUUGAUAACCACAACAUUAAUUUGAUUUAUUUGAGACGUAAUUUGGUUGAGGACCUGAUUGACGAUACUGCAAACUUCCAUGAUAAAGUAGUUGGUGCAUUUGCAAGAAUUAGAAUUUCUGGUACUGGUCAAAAGCAAGACUUGUAUAGGCUGGUCCAAGUUACUGGUACAACCAAAGCUGCUGAGCCAUAUAAAGUUGGUAAAAAGACCACAGAUACCGUGCUAGAGAUUUUAAACUUAAACAAGACUGAGGUUGUAUCAAUUGAUAUCAUCUCAAAUCAAGAAUUCACUGAGGAUGAAUGCAAGAGACUACGUCAGAGCAUUAAGUGUGGACUUAUCAAUCGGCUUACAGUGGGUGAUGUUCAAGAGAAAGCAAUGGCACUUCAAUCCGUCAGAGUUAAAGAUUGGCUAGAGUCAGAAAUCGUCCGGCUUAGCCAUCUUCGUGAUCGAGCUAGUGAAAAAGGACGCCGUAAAGAGCUUAGAGAAUGUGUUGAGAAAUUACAACUUCUGAAGACACCAGAGGAACGCCAGCGUAGAUUAGAAGAUAUUCCAGAAAUACAUGCAGACCCCAAUAUGGAUCCAAAUUUUGAGUCGGAAGAAGAGGAGGAUGCAGAAAAUAAGAGAAAAGAAAACUUCAUGAGAUCUAGAGGUUCUGGCUUUAGCAGGAGAGGCAGGGACCCGAUUUCUCCACGAAAAGGUGGAUCAAGUUCGGGUGAUACCUGGAGUGGGGCAAGGAGCUAUUUCAGCUCAAAUCAAGAACAAAGUAGGAACAGGUCCAGUCGUGGGUUCUCUGGCAAAGCUGAGGAUACAACUGUAGUUGGUGAAAUAGUAAAUGACACAUGGAAUCAAGGAAGAGAGAGAGAAGCACCAAACAGCUGGGAAAAGAAGAGAAUGUCAACUUCAGAAAUGGGUUCGAGGAAUUCGCAUGCUGCAGAAUCUACUGCUGUCCCUGAUAACUUGGCGUCCUCUUUGCCUACAGGGGUUACAGAAUCUCCACCUAAAAUCAAUGAAUCAGAAAAAAAUUGGUAUUACAAGGAUCCAUCUGGAAAAGUCCAGGGACCAUUUUCCAUUGCACAGUUGCGUAAAUGGAGCGGUACUGGCUAUUUCCCAGUUGACCUUCGAAUUUGGAAAGCCAGCGAUAAAGAAGAUGACUCCAUGCUUUUGACUGAUGUAUUAACUGGAAAGUUUCAGAAGGAGAAGGUUCAGGUUUUGCACAAUUUACCUCCAUCGCCCACACCACCUGGGAAGCCUCAAGUUGCAUCCAUGCAAAGGGCUACAGAAAUUCAAGUUGGUGGAGAAAGUUGGAGAUCUCAAAAUGAAAUUAGUCCUUUGUCAGCAGGCAAGGUUGUUCCGACCCCAGUUGACGUCUCCAAAUAUUCUUCAGAUACAUGGGGUUCAACAAACCUCCCGUCCCCUACCCCAACGCAAACUCCUCUUGGUGGAGCAAAGCCUCAAACUUACGAAAAUAAAUGGUCAGGCAAUACCGUUUUAUCAAAUAAUUCUAUUGUGGGAAUGAAUCAAUUCCCAGGUAGUGCUGGAGGUACACGAGAGGGUGCGAUGCGAGUUGCUGAAAAUGAUUCGAGUUCAUUUUCUGCUAUGACAUCCAAGUCAGAAAAGAAUAUGACUACAAAUGAUCUUCCAGUUCACCAUUUUCCAACAAUCUCAGCACCUACGUUAAAUCACGUUUCAUUAAAUACAAAUGCUGAUAUACAAAAUGUUGUAUCGAAUCUGCAGAGUCUAGUUCAGUCAGUUGCUAAUCAGAUGUCGCCUGUUCCAAAACCCGAAAUGCUUGCCUCAGGUCCAAUAACUGGAGCUGAAUCUCAGCCCUGGAGAGGAACUCCAUCCCAGAAGUUAGAACCAAAUAACCCUGGUAUCAUGCAUGCACAACCCUCUGCUCAUGCUCUUUGGAGUGAUGCUUCCGCCAUACACAAUCCUACCUCAUUUAACGCAGGAAAUGCAGUUGGGAACUUUCCGACAUCUGGCUUCACAGCAGCUGUUCCUCAAUCUGAUUCCUGGAGACCUAACAUUCAACCUCAGCCUCAGGCUCCACCCAACAUGCCUUAUAGCAUGGGCGUUGUGGACAACCAAACUGGUGCGCCAAGAGUACCGCAAGACAAUCAAAAUCAAGGUUGGGCGCCGCCAGUGGCUGGAAAUCCAAACAUGGGAUGGAGUGGACAAGUACCAGGAAAUGCAAACCCAAAUUGGGGAGUUCCUCCAAGUCAGGUUCUACCACCUGGAAAUACAAAUCCAGGAUGGCACAAUCAAGUUAGACCUCAAGUCUCGGGUUGGGUCCCAUCUGGUCAAGGACCAGCAACACCUAUAACUGCUAACACAAAUCAAGGUUGGGUAGGUCACGGUCAAGUACAAGGACAAGGAAAUACAAACCCCGGAUGGGGUGGCGUUCCAGGUGGAAAUUCAAGCAACUGGGGUAGUGAGCGUAAUCAUAACACAGAUAGAUUCGCCAACCAAAGAGAUAUGGGUUCUCAAGGUGUAGAUUCGGGUUAUGGUGGUGGUAAACCAUGGAACAGACAAUCGUCAUUUGGUGGCGGUAGCGGAGGAGGAGGCGGUGGAAGUACCUCCAGGACUCCUUUCAAAGGGCAGAGAGUCUGUAAGUUCCAUGAAAGUGGGCAUUGCAAGAAGGGAGCUUCUUGUGAUUAUCUGCACAAUUGAGUUUAGUGAGAAAUUUAAUAGCAGCCCGGCAUUUGAUUUUUGUACAGUUGUUUACUAUUGAAGAAGAGUUUUGUUAUAUUUUAAACAUUUUUAGGUGUUUUUUUUUUGUUUCUUAAUAGAACUGUGCAGUCUAGUAGAGUAGUAGCUCACCAAUUUUUGCUUUCUUUUUCAUACUCUUCUUGCUUGCUUCUCAAAAUCUAAUAUUUUCUUUUUAAUUUUCAUAAUUUCUAUUGAGAUGCCAAUAAAUGAAUUUUUCAUUCCUUCAAAUUAGUAAAAUUUUGAUUAACUUUGUGUGAUUCA